AGCUUGUUUGAGGGAAAGGACUCCAAGAAGAAAGAAAGUGCAAAGAGUGCGCAAGAAGGGUAAAGGAAGGGGGAUUGGGAAGCGAAAGAGGAAAGUAAAAGGGAGUGAAAUUACAUUGCAACGAAGACAAUGAUCGAAUAUUCUCUGGCAUAGCAAAGGCAGUCCGAACAGACACUGAACCCUCUUUGAACCCGGGGUAUGCCAUGAAGAAUAUCCCCCCGUUGUAUCACGAUGAAUGAUUGACAAAAAGGCAAGCAGUCUUUUCGCCAGUACCAUAUCAGUGAUGUUUACAAUCUUUUCUUGGAUGUAUUCUGCUUAUUUGUCCAAAGUUUGGAGUGUCCUCUCUCUCAUGUUGGUUCCGCCCACACAUGAAGAAGGAACGAGCCUCGCAGCACGACUCUCGUACGAACAAGCAAUGUCCGCAAACGAUUACUACACCAACUCCAGCUACUCAUCCUCGGGCCCCGGCCAUCAACAGCCGUCGUCCUUCGACAACCAACAGAUAUCCAACCAGCAGCAGCACAGCUCGCAUAGCUACCCUCCCCAAGGCCAAGCUCACCUCCACUCCUACGACAACCACCUCCAACUCCAAGACCAUGCCGCCGCCGGUCGUCGCCGCAGCUCCGCCAUCUCCAUUCCUGCCGGUGCCGCAGACGUCAGCUUGAACCCCCAUCUUGCUCAGGGUUUCCUACACCACGAAUUAGUCCCAAACAACGACACCCCCGCCACCCAUAGUGGUACCUCUUCCGUUCAACAACAUGGUCAUCCUACCACUAGCCAUUUCUGUCCCGUUGGUAAGGAGUCAAACAACAUCUCCCACGGCCCCAACGCUCCCAACGAUCCCACCACUCCCCAUAACCCAGACGGCCACACAGGCCCAGACGGCGAAAGGGGCCUAGGCGCCACCCUCGUCGGCGGCGCAAGCGGGCACUUCCUCGCUAAACAACUCGGUCACGGCGGCAGCCAUCACCACGGCGCGCUUGGGACCACUGCGGGAGCAGUAGCUGCUAAUCUCCUGGAGCACAAGUUGAAGAAGAACCAUGAUCAGAAGAACCAUCACCACCAGACUCAGCAUGUCCAUGAUUUGGGACAUGGACAUGGCGGCGGUGGAGGAGGAUUGAGUGGGAUGUUUGGUGGUGGUGGUGGUGGUGGCGGUGGUAAGCAUCCUACUCUUCAACAACAGGCACAGGAGCAUCAUUACCCGGAGACGCAUGCUGGAUCUGUGGGAUAUGGACAUGGUCAUGGAAAGGAGCAUGAAGGCGUGAGCCAGGGACAUCAUGAGCAUGGGAAGCAUGGGAAGUGGGGGCAUUAGUCGUUGGAAUACUAAAGAAAAACUUUCUGGACAAGCCCGUUAGUGAGUAGCUGCUGUCUUGUUUGCAUCACUU
This is a messenger RNA of Neurospora hispaniola, 1385 nucleotides long. RefSeq lists its product as uncharacterized. NCBI's taxonomy places the organism in Eukaryota, Fungi, Ascomycota, Sordariomycetes, Sordariales, Sordariaceae. The coding region runs from base 236 to 1312 and encodes 358 amino acids. The record is from RefSeq and is a predicted model, not a curated record. The transcript has 2 exons.